This is a messenger RNA of Colletotrichum destructivum, 718 nucleotides long. RefSeq lists its product as uncharacterized. The transcript has a single exon. Lineage: Eukaryota; Fungi; Ascomycota; Sordariomycetes; Glomerellales; Glomerellaceae. The coding region runs from base 1 to 222 and encodes 73 amino acids. The record is from RefSeq and is a predicted model, not a curated record.
AUGUCAACAACGGCUUUCCCCCUCCCUGUCCCUCUCCCUCCGUCUUCCUUCGACAACGCCCAAAACAGUUCUUUGGUCGUGCGUCUUCUUCUGCUUCGACACCAGCCUUUGAGCUCUUUGUUGUCUAAAAAACGUCUGGCACUCCUGCUGUCGAGAUCCUCCGUCCCCCAUUUCAACUCGCCGCCCCCAGCCCAUCCUCGACGAGUCGAGAGUCAGACAUAGGUAGCAAGAAACGAGGACCAAAACAAACGGGGUACGUAUCUAGUCCCGAGACGCAUGGAUCAUAUUCUUCUCCACACUCGUAACCCCUGUCUCACGAUUGGACAGGUGGGUUCCGUACCUGAGGUCGUCCACCUCACUGGCCCAUCUGCGCCGUUUCAAUCACGUCGUUUCAACCCAUGAUAACCGAGGGGAUGAACCCGGGCAUCCGCGUUUCUUGAAGACCUUGAAAAUCGCACACCAAAUUUCUCUCCGGCGAAUGACAGGAGUGAAAAUGAUUCUCCUGCAAGAGGCCAGGCAUACAGCCUGCCCGCCCAGCAGACAACUGAUGAGAGCAGCCACCGGCAGUGCUCUGCAGGCGGCAUGCAAAUGUACUUAACAUACAUCCGCAGCAUGCGGCGCGCGAUGGCCUGUUGGCCCGCUCGUAUUUCUGCUUCUCGGGCACCAUCGGAGCAGCAGGCCAGGGUCCCCGAUUGUCAGCACCAAGACGCAUCACCAC